Molecule: messenger RNA, 1722 nt
Organism: Lottia gigantea (owl limpet)
Lineage: Eukaryota; Metazoa; Mollusca; Gastropoda; Lottiidae
Exons: 5
Molecular function (GO): ubiquitin protein ligase activity
Source: RefSeq, a predicted model, not a curated record
CCACUAUGUUUCCAUGAUAUACAUGGUGAAAAUAUAAGACUGAAUGCUGAUAAAACCAGAGCUACACGCUAUGAAAGUUUCUGUAAAGGAAUCUGUUUCAGUAACAGACCUAUAGCUGUCAAUGAGAAAGUCUAUAUAAACUUUGCUGAAGUGUCAACUAGUUGGAGUGGUGUAUUAAGAUUUGGUUUCACUGGAACUGAUCCUAUGACAUAUAACCCUGUAGAACUUCCUCGAUAUGCUUGUCCUGACCUCACAAAUAAACCAGGAACAUUUGCCAAGGCAUUGUCAGAAAGAUUUGCCAAGACUAACACAGUAAUGUGUUUUUAUGUGACUCGUGGAGGAGAUGUGUUUUUUAGUGUUAAUGGAGAAGAUAAGGGGCUAUUUUUUAAUGGUGUUAAUACAAAUGGACCAUUAUGGGCUUUGUUAGAUAUUUAUGGUAAUACAAUAUCAGUGGAGUUUUUACAUAGACCUGGUAAGUAUCAGAAUAAGUUUAUAGUCUUUGAAUCAGAAUUAUUUUCUUUUCAAACUUUAUCAUUAAAUGAUUCUACAUCCCUUCCUGUACGUUACCAUGCCAAUGUGGAAUUGACACCAAUGACAUUUCAUGCUAUGUGUGGUCGCAAUGUACGCCUUAAUCCUGACAUGACUAUAGCUUCACGCACAAUGGAUGAGUAUUGUAAUGCCUAUGCAUUUACAUCACGACCACUGCACUGCGGUGAAAAAAUUGUGAUUCAGAUAUUGAAUAUUGAACAGUUGUAUGUUGGUGGAAUUGCUUUUGGUUUAACUGUGUGUGAUCCAGCAUCAUUGAUAAUGGAUGAUUUACCAGAUGAUUCUGACUAUUUAUUAGAUAGAAAAGAAUAUUGGGUAGUAAAUAAAGAUAUAUGUAGAAAACCUGAUGUAGGAGAUGAAUUAAGUUUCUAUCUGACAUCUGAAGGGGAAGUUCGUUAUUCAAGAAAUAAUCAUAAAGUGGCCACAUUAAUGCAUGUAGACAGAAAUCUACCAUUAUGGGCAUUUUUUGAUGUAUAUGGUAAUGUUCAGAAAAUAAAAAUAUUAGAAUUAUUUCUGUCAAAGGGAAUGCCAAAUGAACAUACCCAAAUACACUGGCCAAGCAGGAAAUUAUAUCAUUAUGAUGCUAGACAGAUAACCAUGUUGUUAAAAAGCUGCAGAGCAAGGUUGCAUGUCUGUCUGCAGUUCAGAUUUUCAUGUACACAUAUCAUAGUAAUUAAGUGUAUUAUAGGGACAACUAUUCCUGGUGCCCAAUCUAGAAUGCCCAGAUCAAGAUCAGCUUCUAGUUAUUCAUCAUUAACGGUGGCAUUACCACCACGUCAACCAACAUCUACCACAGCAACACAGUCCUUACCACCACCACUCCAACCUCAAGUUUUACGUAGUAUUAGUGUACCAGCUACACAAUCAUCAGAUUGUCAACCAGCAUCACCAGCAGUUCCUUCUAUUCUUGCUCCUCUCCAUCCAUCUCUACCAACAUCUCUUCCUUCUUCAUCAACAUCAACUCCAACAUCAGUAGACACAUCAUUUACAGAUAACACAGAUGAUAAUCAGGAAUGUUCUGUAUGUUGUGAACGAUCAGUAAACAGUGUACUCUAUACUUGUGGACACAUGUGUAUGUGUUUUGAUUGUGCUUUAAUAGUCAAGAGAGAAAAAGGUGGAUUGUGUCCUAUAUGUAGACAGCCAAUUAAAGAUGUGAUAAAAACUUAUAGAUCCUAA